CUGCUGUUUUCUGGUUUUCACAGCAUUGUCACACGGAUAACUAGGAAUUGCAUCCUAGUGGGAUUUAAGUUUUUUUUUCUUUUUUUAAGUAAAAUAUUUGUCCUAUGAAUAUUUUUGCCGUACAGGUUGUUUCCAUACGUAGGGAACAAUGGUAAAGUAUUUCUGCUGUGCAAGUUCGCUGAAAAGCUCCUGGGACCAAGUUUGCCUUGCUUUCUGGCAACGGUAUCCAAACCCCUACAGUAACCAUGUACUGACUGAGGACAUCAUUUUCCGAGAGGUGACUCCCAGCAACUGCCUCAUUUCCAGACGUUUACUGACCAAAACGAGCCGGGCUCCACGCUGGAUGGAGCGCUAUCUUCCAAAGCACAUGGCUAGCUGUGCGUACAUCGUGGAGGACUCUGUUGUGGACCCUCAGAAAAGAACGAUGACCACGCUUACGUGGAACAUCAGCCACGCUCGUCUCAUGUCUGUGGAAGAGCGGUGCGAAUACCGAAUUAACCCUGAGAAUGGCAGCUGGACAGAGAUCAAUAGGGAGGCUUGGAUCUCUUCCAAUAUGUAUGGACUCUCGAGGGCUGUUCAGGAAUUUGGUCUUUCAAGGUUUAAGAAGAGUGUUACCAAGACAAUGAAGGGUUUUGAAUAUGUGCUGGCCAAAAUGCAAGGUGAAACGCCAUCAAGGAGUUUGGCAGAAGCGGCGAGAGAGACGGCACUGGCAGCUAAGGAGAAAGCUAAAGACUUAGCCUCACAGGCUCAGAAGAAACAAUACGUGUGAUGAUUCCUUUGCCUCAGAUUUCGGGGACACUUUUUUCUUUAAAUCCUCCCCAGUGCUUCAAUUCAUUGUGUGGAGACUAACUGUUCCGACUACAUGCCUCUGUGAUGAAGCAGCCUGCUUGAUGCGGUGGGUGGACCAUAUAAAGGCCCAAGAUGAGCCUCUUCCAGCCCACUUGUACCUGCGUCAGUCAUCCUGGUCAUGUUCCUCUUCACAUCAGCUCACAGGUGCUGUAAUUUGAUAGAAAACUGUUCCUGUUGCCUUCAUGCAACUUCCAUGCCUAUCAUGUUUCUUUUUAGACUGUUUUGGUAUGCUAUGGUCAACAUUUCAGAAAUCAAUGAUUAAUGCAGAUUAAUCAGGGUCAGAUUUUUACCUCAAGUAUUAUUAUUAUUUUUAAAUGAUUGAAUUAGCUGAACAUAACUUGUUCCUCCUGCAAAUAAUGCUUUGUAAUAUAACAAUUGAAGCAUUGUUGAGAUAAAAUUGAGUACUCAGAUAAAUGAAUAAAAGCAAAAAUGCAGUCAAUGGACUCUCCUUAUAAUAAUCAAUCAUCUUUUUACUUGUGUUGACUAAAUAAAGCCAAGUUCUUUAAAUAUAGAACAUAUUUAUUCAUAAAAAAAGGUUACAAUUAUAAAAAAUGCUACAUAAUAUUACUGGGCGGAGAGUGAAUGCAUACAAGGUAAGGCAUUUUGCAUAUACAAAAGGAGGGCAAAAUGUGCCUUUGGUUAUUAAAUAUAGAGCAAUAUAAUACAUGUAUUACAGCAAAAUCAUGACAAAGUUAUUAAUAGUGAUAAAGAAGAACCAUGGCUGUGCAAGAAUUGAUGCUUUCCAUCCACCGGGCAUCAAAACCCUCACACGUCAUAACAGACUUGAGUGUGCAAAUACACUGAAUGAAUAUCAGGCACAGUCAUGAUUGUGCAAUAAUGACCAAAUCAUUCCUGUUACCUGUUAUUUCACUUUCAAUAUACUCAACUCUUAGGAAAUAAGACAAGUGCAAUGUGAGGAUGUUUGUGUGCAGCAAAAGAAUUUUUUUUACGACAUAUAUAAACCAUAGCAGUGAUUAAUGUUUUAAGUGCAGGCCACGUAUGCCCUUACGGAGACAUACUGUAAUGCUUAGGAGAAGCUCAAUAAAAAAAAAAAAAAAACGAGACCAAAUAUAGUUUUAAGGCUAAAGUCAGUGUAGGCAUAUUGAAGACAAGAGAAGUCUGCAUUACUUUUGGGGGGGAUGUUUUUUUGUUUUUUUUAAAAAACAAAUCCCUUACAAAAUGAAUGACUCUUCAUGGCUUUGGAUCUGUUUGAUAUAGCCAUCCUAGCCCAGUGAUAAGAACUGCUCUUCAGUGCAAAUCGACACAGCUCAUUCAUAACCAACAUCAUGAUUACGCCUGUGAUGUAACAUUCAAACAAUGUUGAAAAACUGCCGUUGUAAAAAAAAUGGGGUUCGUUCACUUGUGCAAUAUCAUUGUCCUCACCCUCUUGGUUUUUGGAAUGUUCUCUCCUCCUCCCCUCCAUACCCCUGCCUUGAUGAUGAUGAUAGCUGCGGUCAUAGCCAGGCUUUGUCCAAAGUAGAAUAACAGUGAUCUGCAGCGCUGCAUGCAAUGUGCACCUCUUCAGAGUCCAUGCAGUCAAACACGAUGCUCUCCACGUCCACCUCUACAUCCUCUGAAAGCAGCAAACAACAUGUCAUCAAACAAGGAGCAGGACAUUUUAAGUUCAUCCAUACGUCCAUUUUCUACAACCCCAAUUUCAAUGAAGUUGAGACGUGUUAAACAAAUAAAAACAGAAAAAUGAUUUGCAAAUCAUAUUCACACUAUAUUUAUUUGAAUACACUAGACAAUAUAUUUAAUGUUCAAAACUGAUAAACUUUCCAUCCAUCCCUCCAUUUUCUACCGCUUAUCCGAGGUCGGGUCGCGGGGGCAAUAGCUUUAGCAGGGACGCCCAGACUUCCCUCUCCCCAGCCAGCUCUUCCGGGGGGAUCCAGAGGCAUUCACAGGCCAGCCGAAAGACGUAGUCUCUCUGAGCACAGAAGUCCAAUAACUGAUCGGGGGGGGGCCGUUCCUCCCAAUCACGCCCUUUCAGGUCUCACUGUCAUUUCCCACGUAAGCAUUGAAGUCCCCCAGCAGAACGAUUGAGUCCCCAGUGGGAGCGCUCUCCAGCACCCCCUCCAAGGACUCAAAAAAGGGUGGGUACUCUGAACUGCUGUUUGGCGCAUAGGUACAAACAACAAUCAGGACCCGCCCCCCCCCCACCUGAAGGCGGAGGGGGCUACCCUCUCGUCCACCGGGGUGAACCCCAAUGUACAGGCGCCGAGCCGGGGGGGGGGGGCAAUAAGUAUACCCACACCUGCUCGGCGCCUCUCAGUGUGAGCAACUCCAGAGUGGAAGAGAGUCCAAACCCUCUCAAGAGGACUGGUACCAGAGUCCAAGCUGUACGGGGAGGCGAGUUCGACUAUAUCUAGUCGGAACUUCUCGACCUCACACACCAGCUCGGGCUCCUUCACUGCCAGAGAAGUGACAUUCCACGUCCCACGAGCCAGCUUCUUUAGAGCCAAGGUGCCUACCUUCGGCCACUGCCCAGCUCGCACUGCACCCGACCCUUAUGGCCCCUCCCACAGGUGGUGAGCCCAUGGGAAGGGGGAUCCACGUUACCCUUUCGGGCUGUGCCCCAUGGGUGUAGGCCCGGCCACCAGGCGCUCGCCUUCAAGCCCCACCUUCAGGCUGAUAAACUUUGUUUUUAGCAAAUAAUCAUUAAUUUAGAGUUUUAUGGCUGCAACACGUUCCAAAAAAGCUGGGACAGGGUCAUGUUUACCACUGUGUUACAUCACCUUUUCUUUUAACAACAUUCAAUAAACGUUUGUGAACUGAUGACACUAAUUGUUGAAGCUUUGUAGAUGGAACUCGUUCCCAUUCAUGCUUGAUGUAAAGCUUAAAGCUGUGCAACAGUCCGGGUUGUCCGUUCUCCGGUUUCCUCCCAGAUCCCAAAAACAUGCAUUAAUUGGAGACUCUAAAUUGCACGUAGGUGUGACUGUGAGUGCGAAUGGUUGUUUGUUUGUAUGUGCCCUACGAUUGGCUGGCAACCAGUUCAGGGUGUACCCCGCCUCCUGCCCGAUGACAGCUGGGAUAGGCUCCAAGCACGCCCGCGACCCUAGUGAGGAGAAGCGGCUCAGAAAAUGGAUGGAUGAAUUUAUUUAAAAUGUGGACUCGUCGGACCACAGAACACUUUUCCACUUUUCAUCAGUCCACCUUAGAUGAGCUCUGGCCCAGAGAAGCCGGCAGCGUUUCUGUGUGUUGUUGAAAUAAUGGCUUUUGCUUUGCAUCGUAGAGUUUCAAGUUGCACUUACGGCUAUAGCGCUGAACUGACAUUGGUUUUCUGAAGUGUUCCUGACCCCACGUGGUGAUAUCCUUUACACAUUGACAUCGGUUUUUGAUCCAUUGCCGCCUGAGGGACCGAAGGUCCCUGCCAUUCAAUGUUGGUUUUCGGCCUUGCCGCGUACAUGCAGUGAUUUCUCCAGAUUCUCUGAACCUUUUGAUAUUAUGGACCGUAGAUGAAAUCCCUAAAUUCCUUGCAAUUGUACGUGGAGGAACAUUGUCCUUAAACUGUUUGACUAUUUUCUCACGCACUUGUUCACAAAGAGGUGAACCUCGCCCCAUCUUUGCUUAUGAAUGACUGAGCAAUUCAGGGAAGCUCCUUUUAUACCCAAUCAUGGCACCCACCUGUUCCCAAUUAGCCUGUUCACCUGUGGGAUUUUCCAAACAGGUGUUUGAUGAGCAUUCCUCAACUUUCUCAGUCUUUUGCCACCUGCCCCAGCUUUUUUGGAACGUGUUGCAGCCAUAAAAUUCUAAGUUAAUGAUUAUUUGCUAAAACCAAUCAAGUUGAUCAGUUUGAACAUUAAAUAUCUUGUCUUUGUGGUGUAUUCAAUUAAAUAUAGGUUGUACAUCAUUUGCAAAUCAUUGUAUUCUGUUUUUAUUUGUUUAACACAAAGUCCCAACCAUUGUACAGCUGCACAUAAGUGUGCUGUUAGAGAUCAUCAGGUGUGCCACGGAAAUGAUCCAAUUUCAUUUAAUUGGUCCCAAAAUUAUUUAAUUCAAAUAAUGCAUCUUGUGUUUAUCUAUGUCUAUACAAUUAACCUGUUUAUCAACCUGUUUCCAUUAAUACAACUGAACAAUAGCUGUGUUCAACUAAACAGGCCCAGAUUUCACACCAAGUACAUAUGUGAGUAAAUUGAGACAAAAUCGUCAUUAUUUCAGUAAUAUGACAUUUUGUUUAGAGGUGUGCCGUGAUUUUAAUAACGUAAAAUGUGUGCCUUGGCUCGAUAAAGGUUGGGAAACACUGCUUUUUAUCAGUGUGAUGGCGUGGGCAUUCGUUUUCAAUAGGAAAGCCCAUGGUGGGGAAAAUACACAUUUAUGUGUGGACAAAACUUUAAUGGCUACGAUAAAACUCACCCCUGUCUGAGUCCGACCGCUCUGACGACAUGGUGGAGCCCAGGCUGUCGUUCCUCAUCCGCUCGGCACCUCGCUGCAGCUGCUCCAGACGCACCUGCAGCUCCCUCUGCUCCCAGCGCAGACGACCUUUCAGCUGCUCUGCGCGCGCAUCCUGCUCCUGCAGCUUCUGUCAUGAAAAACACACAAGCACAGUGGAGAAGUGAGCAGACGGGGGACAACUGUGAGGACCGACCAUAAUAGGAAAAGUUAUCAU
Phycodurus eques (leafy seadragon) is the source of this 5455-nucleotide messenger RNA. It is a transcript of the gene prelid1a, whose product is annotated as PRELI domain containing 1a. Gene Ontology annotation, biological process: phospholipid transport. Gene Ontology annotation, molecular function: phosphatidic acid transfer activity. Gene Ontology annotation, cellular component: mitochondrial intermembrane space. The transcript is spliced from 6 exons. Bases 149 to 769 code for a protein of 206 amino acids. The record is from RefSeq and is a predicted model, not a curated record. Lineage: Eukaryota; Metazoa; Chordata; Actinopteri; Syngnathiformes; Syngnathidae.